This is a messenger RNA of Mytilus californianus (California mussel), 6090 nucleotides long. Its product is annotated as protein XRP2-like. The record is from RefSeq and is a predicted model, not a curated record. Gene Ontology annotation, cellular component: cilium; periciliary membrane compartment. Gene Ontology annotation, biological process: post-Golgi vesicle-mediated transport. The transcript has 9 exons. The coding region runs from base 27 to 1100 and encodes 357 amino acids. Gene Ontology annotation, molecular function: GTPase activator activity. Lineage: Eukaryota; Metazoa; Mollusca; Bivalvia; Mytilida; Mytilidae.
UUUACCGUUAGCCGGCAGGAUAUUUCAUGUUCAUAAAAAUGGGUUGUUUAUGUUCAAAGCUUUUUUUAUGGCGAAGACCAAGACAUGAAGAGUUACAAGAAGAACAACCGAAGCAGUUUUCAUGGGAUAAGAGAAGGGAAGGAUUGAGGAAAGAAGAUUAUAUCAUAAAAGAUCAGAAAGACGCUACAUUAGGCAGAGUUCCUGGUACAGUGAAUGGUCAACAGUUUCUUGUUCAAAACUGUGAGAAUUGUAAUAUUUAUGUGUUUGAUCACUCGGCAGCCAUAAAUGUAGAUGAUUGCGUUAACUGUAAUUUCUUCUUGGGACCAAUUAAAUCAAGUGUAUUCAUAAGAGACUGUAAAAAUUGCAAGUUUAUUCUGUCCUGUCAACAAUUUAGAACUAGAGAUUGUAACAAGAUAGACAUAUUUCUGUGUUGUAAUACACAGCCUAUUAUAGAAGCCUCUUCAGGAAUGAGGUUUGGAUGCUACCAAUAUUACUACCCAGAAUUAGCAGAUCAAUUUAAGUCUGCUGGUGUGACAGUUUUUAAUAAUAACUGGGGAAACAUUCAUGAUUUUACACAAGAUCCUGAUGAACAACAUUUUUCUAAUUUACCAGAGGAUGCUAAAAUAGAUGAUUUUUUGUCAAUUCCAUUAGCAGAAGAAUUUUCCAAAAUGAACAUAUUGUUGGAUGUUGACAAAAGUGUAGUUCCCAAAACACAUGGUAAUCGACGGAAACCUUCUGACGAGUCGACACUGGUUGUGUUCUUCAAUGACGGCAGUUGUUCAGACAGAGCUUUUUCUUUUAUCAAUGCAAUGAGGAGUAAUCAUCUUGAAUGUACACUUAUACAAACUAAAGAGGUAGAACUUAAACCUGAAGACGCCCAACGUGUGUUCAAUGUAGAUUCAUAUAAUAAUAUUGUACAGCAGGGUGCUGUGAUUGGAAUGGAGUAUAAUGGUGAUGAUUGUGUAGAGAAGUGUAAAACAGAAGCUUUAAAUUUCAUGAAAGGUUCUGUUGGACUGGUAUUUGCUAGUCAAAGUCAAUCAGAGGCAGAAAAACAAAUUGAAGACUUCUACAACUUUGCAGAUAUGCAGAUGGCUGUUUGAUAUAUGUUAUUUAUUAUUUAUGACUUUAAGUUUUGUAGUCAUUGUUAUCCAGUCAAUUUUCACAUAUCACAAAUGAUUUGUUGUGUCUAUUUAAUGGCAUUAUUUCCAGAUUUAUUUUCAUAUAAAAUCAUUCAUUAGGAUUAAGUACAAUUUGAUAAGUUUGCCAUGGUAAAAUUUUGAAAUCUUAGAAAAAAAUAUGAAUUAUAAGGGUUAUUGAAGAAGUGACCACAUGGGCAAGGUUAGACCUACUCAUUUUCCAACCCCAAUCAUCCACAGAGUUUUCAAUGAUUUUUGUCCAGAAAUUUCAGUUUGAAAAUACCCUAAUUAUUUUUUUAAAACAUCUCUCAAUCCCUUUAUUUGUUGAUUUCUCUCUCUAAACAUAUUUCAGAAAAUUACACUUAACAUUUUAAUCUCAAGUUAGAUGAAGAUGUUUAAUGAUCAAAGUUUCUUGUACUGAUAUUGCAGAAAAUAUAGCUCAAACAUUCAAAUGGUAAAAUGGAAAAUUGAAAUAAUUUUGGAAAUUGCCAGAUUCAGAAAAAGUUCACUUACAAAUUUUAAAGUCAUUUGAUUUUAAUGUAACACAGGAAAUCUAAAAGUUCAAAAUAUGUGAUUUUACCCUAAAUUAUGUUUAUAUUCCGGAUAUGAAUAAUUUAUGUAAUUGAAGUAUUUGAUAGACAAAUAAGAUUGAGAUAAAAAACAGCCGAACUGUUUUAGCUGUUAAUAUUAGUUAUUUCCUUUUCUCACCAAAACAAUCGGUUCUGUUGAAUCACAUCAAAAUCAAAUCAGUUAAAAGUAUAUUUUCCUCAUCUGUUGAAAAGUAUUUUCUAUAAUAUACAAUACAUUUGCAUAUGAUUGAUUUGUUUUUUUCACAUAGAAGUUGUCAAUGACAUUCAUCAUUGUUUAGUUUUGUAAGAUUUAGUUAUACUUUUAUUUAUGCAUAUUUUUUGUUAAAUUCCAUUUUCUUUCAGUAUAAAAAUUAGUAAAAUUAUAUUUUUGAUAGAAAAAUGAAAAGAUAGGAUUUUUUUUCACUUUUUGUUUUUUCUUCAAGUCUGUCAUUAGACUCUUUGAACACAGAACAACUGAUCAUUAAUACCAUAAAAACAUACAUUCUGUAUUAAAAUUAACUUUUGAACAUUCCACACACUAAAAUAUGACCUAUUACCCUGUUAAUAUUAAAGAUGUUAAUUUUCAAUUGAUGUAUUUGUUAUUUGGAAAAUUAUGUCGGAUAGGUUUGGCAAAAACGAGAACUUGUAUUUUACAUUUUGGUAGCAUUAUUUGUAUGCAGCAUUUAAAGAAAUCCCAUUUUUAUGCCCCUGCCGUAGCGGAGGGGGCAUUAAGUUUUACCCUUGUCUGUCUGUCUGUACGUACAUCCGUACAUUCCGAAUUUGGUUUCCUUUCUCUUACUUGAGUUUGCCUCAACCAAAUGUUAUGAAAGUUAUACACAAUGCUUAUUACCACAAAACACAGAUCAGGUUUGUAUUUUGGUGGCGUCACUUUAACCGUUCUAGAGUUAUGUCCCUUUAUAAAUGGAAAAAAAUGCAAAAUUUUUAGUUUCCGUUCUCUAACUUAAGUUGCCUCAACCAAAUGUUAUGAAACUUAUACACAAUGCUUUUUACCACAAAAUACAGAUCAAGUUGAAUUUUGGUAGCGUCACUUUAAUCAUUAUCGAGUUAUGCCUUUCCGUUCUGUAACUUAAGUUUGUAACUUAAGUUUGCCCCAACCAAACAUUAUGAAACCUAUACACAAUACUUAUUACCUUAAAACUCAGAUCAAGUACAAAUUUGGGUAGGGUCACUUUUAUCGUUCUUGAGUUAUGUCCCUUUAUAAUGUUGUAUGCAAGCGGGGGGCAUCAUCUGUGUCCAUGGGGACACAUUCUUCAUAUAUUGUUUUUUGAAACAACCUCAAUAUUGAAUGCAGGGAAUUUAAAAAUAAAAAAGUACAUGUCUUCAUAUACCACAUGAAAAGAUUAUUUUACAUAUUUAUGCAUGCUCAAAGACUGUAUUUUUUUCAAAAAAGUGAAUAAUUUCAUAUGUUUAUUGUUUAAUUAAAAAAUACAUUUAUCAUAAAUCUUUUAAAGAAGUGCAAUUUUCAUUUGUAAUUAUUGAAGGACAUUUUACUGUUGAAGUGGUAUAUUGUUUUUGUAAUGUUUGAAGGUGUUUAGCAAUAUUUCAUCUAUAAAUGUUCUAAUUACUGAAUUAAUGUUCCAUCCUAUUUUAAAGGCAAAAAAUUAUUGCCAUUAUAGUUGGAUUGGUAUCGAACUUGACUUAGAUGCUAAUAAUGUAAAUUCACUAAUAUUUGUGAUGUUUUUGUUAUUACUAAAAUAACAAUGGGAUAGGUUUCUCAAAAAUAAAAAAUAAUUAUAAAAAUUAUAAAUUUUGACAGCAUUAUUUAUUUGGCAUAACCUAAAGAAUUUAUCUCACAUCUUUGUCCCUUGUUUAACAUUCACAAUGAUAAAUGCACACACAAAUUUCUGAUUUUGCAUUAACCACUUUUAAAGAGUUGCAUAUUUUUUUUAAUUCAAUUAGAAAGUUUUUGCAAGAGCUUUAUUGUUUGUUCCAUACAUCCAUUCAUGGGAUGCCCAAAUUAUCAACUUUUGUAAAUGUAAUAGAUAUACAUUUAUAGCAUAUGUGACUUCAAUAUCUCAUAAUAUGGAUGAUUUUUGUCAAGCCUGCGACUUUUGUCGCAGAAAGCUCGACAUAGGGAUAGUGAUCCAGCGGCGGCGGCGUUAGCUAACUUCUUAAAAGCUUUAUAUUUUAGAAGGUGGAAGACCUGGAUGCUUCAUACUUUGUAUAUGGAUGCCUCAUGUUACGAAGUUUCCGUCAGUCACAUGUCCAAUGUCCUUGACCUCAUUUUCAUGGUUCAGUGACUACUUGAAAAAAAAGUUAAUAUUUUUUGUAAUUUUAAAUUCUCUCUUAUUAUAAGUAAUAGGAUAACUAUAUUUGGUAUGUGCGUACCUUGCAAGGUCCUCAUGCCUGUCAGACAGUUUUCACUUGUCCUCGACCUCAUUUCACGGAUCAGUGAACAAGGUUAAGUUUUGGUGGUCAAGUCCAUAUCUCAGAUACUAUAAGCAAUAGGUCUAGUAUAUUCUAUGUAUGGAAGGACUGUAAGGUGUACAUGUCCAACUGGCAGGUGUCAUCUGACCUUGACCUCAUUUUCACAAUUCAUUGGUCAAUGUUUAGUUUUCUUGGUUAAGUCUGUUUCUUAGAAACUAUAAGCAAUAGGUCAACUAUAUUUAGUGUAUUGAAUGAUUGUAAGGUGUACAUUUAUUUCUCGUUUGGUUUAUAUGACCUUGACUUCAUUUUCUUGGAUCAUGUUAAGUUUAUGUAAUAGUUGUAGUAAAGCUUUCAUUUAGGACUAUCAACAUAAUAUCAAUGGUUAGUAAAGAAGGCGAGACAUUUCAGUGUGUGCACUCUUGUUGGAAAUUUAAUGAACUUUUCCUUUUUGUUGCUUGUGUUAAUUCCAAUAUUAUGACACAUAUAUUUAAAAACAUAGAUAGUCACUUUUAUUUGUGAAAAGUUUUUUUUGCAAGAAAUUAUCACUGAAAGGUACUCAAAAUUGAAUUUAUUUUAAAAAUGUGUUGAUAAUCGAGAAAUUUUGUAAUGUUGGACAAUUUAACAAUAUGAAAAGUUACAUGUACAUGCAUUAAUAUUUAGAUUAUAUUUGAUUCCAGCAACUUUUUUUCUGAAAUUUACAAGGGGAAUCAAAGUAUUGUCAUCAAUUUUGUACUGACAUUGUGGUUCAAAUGACUGAAAGUAUGAUAAUGAUUUGCAUUAAAGCUGUUACAUUCCUUUAAUUAUUAGACACAGAAGGAGGGGUUCUUAGAUGUUAGUUUAUAAAUAUUAUGACAAAGUUAUCUGAGUUAAUUAGUUUCUUCUUGAUAGUGUUUAUAGAUAUAGAAAUUUAGCAUUAAGUUAGAUAUAAUGGGGCUUUAAUAUUUUCAGCACAACCUUUACAGAAAUUUAGUGUGAAGUUAGUUAUAAUGGGGCUUCAAUAUUUCAGCACAAGCUUCUUUACACUGUAUUAAUUCACAAAUAGUUAUCAUUAAUUUACUUAUGCCAAAACACAUGAUAAAAUGUCAGAACAUUUCUACUUAUUGCUAUUGUUUUAUUUUAAUAUACUUUUUUUAGGGGUUGGGGAAUGGGUGUAUUUUUUCUCUAUCAAGAUUUGUGUAAUGGAUUUCAAAUGUUUAACUAGAAAUGUAUAAUUAUCAUGAAAAGGGAAGAUGCAUUGUCAGCUGUUGCUGCUUAAUAAUACCCCCUCUAUAAGUGCACGCCGAUGAGCUAUGGAUGUAAUAAAGCAUCACAGCGUACAGAAUGUUCACAUGAAGCUUGAUAUUAAGUUUCAGGUAGGUCUGUUUUGUAGUUCUGCGAAAAAUGCAACUUAAAUAUCAUAGGACUGGAGGACAGAGGUUAACUAGUAUACCCAUCCUUUGGUAAAAUCAUAUUUUGUUAUUGUGCUGUUAUUUUUUUAUUUAGCCAAACUGGCACUUACUUUUUGCCCUUUUCAUUGAUAAGAUCAAGAGAAUCUCCCUAAUAACAUUUAUUUUAUUACAUUACAAAGAAUGUCACCAAGCCACAAAUCUGAUUUGUACAUCUGAUUAAUUUAUCAUAUGUUUUGUUUUUCAUUUCAAUGAGUUUAUUGGGCCAAAAAAAACUUAAAAAUAAGAGUACAUUCCUUUUUGAGAAGUAAAUAUUAUAGUUUAAUUGUUUUUGUUUAUUUUUGAUUUUAUUCAGUGUUGAUUUGUAUUGCUUACAUCUUCAGUGUUUGAUAUGUAUUCCAGUCGCUGUGAAAUCUUAUUGUCAUGAUAUGGAAGAAAAAAAUUCAUGAAUAUUCAUCUGUCACGUGUAUAAUUGAACAUGUUCCGUCCACCUUUCGGCUCAUAGAUCUGAAAUUUUGUAAUGCAUUUUAUUUUAUAUUUAUUUGUUGUGAUAAUUUUGUUUUAAUUUUAAAUGUCAAGUUAGAACUAUAAUGAAAUACAGUUGAAAAUCUU